Molecule: messenger RNA, 1661 nt
Organism: Tetranychus urticae (two-spotted spider mite)
Lineage: Eukaryota; Metazoa; Arthropoda; Arachnida; Trombidiformes; Tetranychidae
Source: RefSeq, a predicted model, not a curated record
UCAUUAAAUGAUAAAUUCAUCGGUCAAAAUGAGUAAAUUGUGAUCAGCUUUUCUAAUCAUUUUGAAAGAUUGUUUGCUUGUAAGCUGAAAGGUUUAAAUCAGUGAAGGCCUUACACAGAUUACUCCGUGUCAUUAUGGUUUAUGUUUUCCCGUUACUGUAUUCAUCUAGAUGGCAAAUCAAAGGAUUGAUCGGAUCUAUUCAAUAAUUUACAAUUGGUUUAAUUGGUGAUGGAACAAUAAACGGUGUCAAGGAAAAGAAUGUCUCGAAUGAAACAAGAUUUCGAGCUUCUUGUCAACAUUACCUCAUAUAUACGGUUACUGUUGAUCUUUGGUGUCCUCCUGGUUAACCUGGUUAGUCUCAUUAAAUUGAUAUUUGGACCUAGAUCAGAUUGGCUCUCGGAUUUUUGUGUUCAUCGGGUAGUCACUGGUCUUAUUAUCGUCUCUAACAUUACUUAUUUAACAACCUGGUUUCCAUACUUGAUCUGGUCCACUUUCAAUGGUACUUGGCCAUUCCUGUCUUCUCGUGAACACUGCAUCAUCCAAAACUCAAUCAUCAACCAUGUAACAACACUAAUGCUAACCAUCCUGUCAAUUCUCAAAUUAUAUGAUGUUUUCCCUGUUCAAAGGGCUCGUCUCUUGGGCCUGGCUCUGGUUGCUGGUUGGGUUGUACCGCAAGGAUUGUAUAUAACGCUAAUUGAUUUGAUCAGUCCAGAGAAAUCGUCUCAUCAAUAUGCUGAUCGACUUCUUUAUACACCUAAUCAUUUGGCUGUUAAUGGUGCCUCUCACUCCAAUCAUAUUGGUUUCAUGCUUUGCAUAACACGAUUAGCAUCACCGGUUGUAGCUCAACUUUCUUGGCAUUACCUGGUAAUUGUCAUUCCAUUAACAACAAUCGUAUUUAUAUCAUCUGUUGCUGAAGCGCUCAAAGAAAAUCAAUCUAAGUCUGAUCCAUCGAAUUGUUAUUGUUUACGUGAUUUUCCAGUUCUUUUGAGCUUAUAUUUUAAUCUUAUGUGGCUGAUUAUUUUACGUCCAUUGAUUAUUUUACAAACUCUUGUUUUGGCCAAAGAAGGAAACAACUUUUUACCCGAAUCACCCGAUUACCUUGACUUUGGUACCCACCUGGUUCUCAUUUUUUCAUCUUUACUGGUUCCAUUUUCUAGCUAUGGAGGAUUUAGAUCAAAAAUUAAUCAGUCAACCUGUCAAAUUGAGAUUGAUCAUGUUGAUGGAAUAUCCUGUGAUUUAGAUUCCAUUGGAUCUCAGUGUAGCUCAUCAAUUUGUCAGUAAGACAAUGAACCAAUCAAUUCUGUUGAGCAAUUCUAAUAAUACAUGUAUUAUUAGUUGUCAUGUCAUCCUUCUAUUGAAAAUCCUGAUAAUUCAUUUAUAAUACUCUUGUUUUAUUUUCCUACACUCUGUGAUAAUUGUUAACAAAAUGUUUUGAUAUUUUAAUCACUGUUCACCAACCAAGGAAAAUUGAAUUAUAAUUUACAAGCAACUUAAAUUUAUAUUACGGUUUCUACCUUGGUUACAAUUCACAAGUCUAUUUUGAGGGAUAGUUCCUCCUCAAUCAGCCCUUUGUAUUAUCUUGAUUCAAGUAGUGAAUACAGUGUAUUUUACAGUGUACAAUUUGGAUUGAGAUCUUAAUUAAAGUAGUCAUGAAUUGGUGA